Messenger RNA from Pimephales promelas (fathead minnow), 793 nucleotides. RefSeq names its product histone H2A-like. The record is from RefSeq and is a predicted model, not a curated record. Gene Ontology annotation, cellular component: nucleosome. Lineage: Eukaryota; Metazoa; Chordata; Actinopteri; Cypriniformes; Leuciscidae. Gene Ontology annotation, molecular function: DNA binding; structural constituent of chromatin; protein heterodimerization activity.
CGGUUGUAUUUGACGAAUUAAACAUGAGCGGAAGAGGUAAAACUGGCGGUAAAGCCCGAGCAAAGGCUAAGACUCGCUCCUCCAGGGCGGGACUGCAGUUUCCCGUCGGCCGUGUUCACAGGCUUCUGCGCAAAGGAAACUACGCCCAGCGCGUCGGUGCCGGAGCUCCUGUUUAUCUGGCGGCUGUGCUCGAGUACCUCACCGCUGAGAUCCUGGAGUUGGCAGGAAACGCCGCUCGGGACAACAAGAAGACUCGUAUCAUCCCCCGUCACCUGCAGCUGGCGGUGCGUAAUGACGAGGAGCUCAACAAACUUCUGGGCCGAGUGACCAUCGCUCAAGGCGGCGUGCUGCCCAACAUCCAGGCUGUGCUGUUGCCCAAGAAGACCGAGAAACCCGCCAAAUCGAAGUAAACUCGAGUUUGUUAAAUGUAUAUCAAAAGGCUCUUUUAAGAGCCACCCAUUUUAUCUGGUAGAGAGUGCUUUUCUUUGUUAAUACUUUCAAACGCCAUAAAAACUAUUGAUUCAGGGAGAAAAAUGACCCAUCAAAGCAAGAGAACAUGAUUGCUCGAUAUCAUCGACGGUUAGUAAGUUAGGUGUGUUGAAAAUACAUGGUCUGCUGGGUAGUUAAAAUACAUGGAGUUUAACUCCUAGGUAGUUAAAAAUACAUGAUGGUCUCCUAAUGUGUGCUUGUGUCACCCAACCCAUUUCCAAGCUCUGAUAACAUAUUGAAUAUAUUAAUAAAUCAUCCAAAAAAAAAAAAGAAAUACACAUCUCAAUUUCAUGGUAAUGGAAUU